AUGGCGCACGAUUUUACAUCAAAGUCGUUUCGUGAUGUCGUGCGCGAACAGCGUGGUCUUCUUGUCCACCCUCUCCGGUGGACUCCACGUCAUCUUGAACUGCUGGGUUGUCGAUUCGAAGACGCCCCAACGGCCCCCGUCUUCCCGGAGACUCCAAACGAUCAACGAAGACCUCCGGAGCGACCAGACGAUGCUGAAACGCUAGCCAUGAGCUUAUCCGCUGCCAUAAAGUGUUACUCUCUUGAGAACAUCCUGCUAGGCGAAGAGCCCAAAUCCACUAGGCCUAGGGACUACAAUUUCACUCCUCCGAAGAAGGAGCUCCCUUUUAUUUUCGAGGUCGGCGAGUUCACCAGCCAGACUAUACCGUGCUUCAUCGUCACAGAGACUCCCUCGGCAAUAUGUCAUACGGCCAUUUUCUCCGCUGGCCGAAGUUAUCGUCAGAAGCAACUAGCCCAGGUAAUCCCAAAGGAAUGGACUGAAGAUCCGUAUUUCCUAUGUGUCUUACUGGCUCUCGCGCAAAUGGAAAAGCGCAAGCUGCCCGGUUUGUCAAGGCCAAUCAUUUACAUCCCCCGUCUCAUGGUGACGAGAGCAACAGAUCAUGAAUACAUUCACUUAUACGAGACCGGGAUUACCCCUGAAUUACUGGAGGGACUCAGGGAUCCGGACAAUGCGACACAGCCAUUGCAGUGUACGAUCUGGCGCAAGAGAAUCUCGUACAAGCCGUAUGAUUCCUUCGCCAGUCGACUCAUCGCGGAGCUUAAUACCUCACAUGCACUAUCCCAGUGCCAUUCAGUUGGACGAUUUAAUUACCCUCAGAUUGCCCUUUAUUACAUGGCGGUAGGGAACCCUCAAAAAUCCAUUACCGAUGAAAACCGGGAUGACAAUGAUGUGAAUCGUGCCAUUGAACACAAGAAGGCAAGACAAGGCGAACCGGAAGACAGCGGAUCACGCAAGAGGAGGCGAGUUCAAGCAGAUGAUUGA
Penicillium bovifimosum is the source of this 981-nucleotide messenger RNA. RefSeq lists its product as uncharacterized. The transcript is spliced from 4 exons. Lineage: Eukaryota; Fungi; Ascomycota; Eurotiomycetes; Eurotiales; Aspergillaceae. The record is from RefSeq and is a predicted model, not a curated record. The coding region runs from base 1 to 981 and encodes 326 amino acids.